Messenger RNA from Ooceraea biroi (clonal raider ant), 1020 nucleotides. RefSeq lists its product as uncharacterized. The record is from RefSeq and is a predicted model, not a curated record. Lineage: Eukaryota; Metazoa; Arthropoda; Insecta; Hymenoptera; Formicidae.
UGAUUAAUUUUUAAUUAUAUUUAAUAUACUGUAAAGCUAUAUAUAGUCAAAACUUUGAAGUAUUUAGAAUAUUGAAAUUGGAAUUUUGAUACACUGAAAUAUUUAAACGUUUAAUUUGGAAUGUGAAUUACAUUUGUGUUUUAUCAGAGAAAUUAAUACGGAGUUUAAAAAAAAACGAGAGACUUAACGAUCACUGUUUUACAUUUUCUAGCGAGCAUUAAAAUGGAAAGAGAAGACAAACAUCAGGAAAAUACUGCAGCAGACGAGAGCCAGCCUUUCAGCAAGGAAAACGAUUUUAUCGCACUGUUGAAGACUAUUUUCAGGCGUGGAUAUCCGGAUCUUCCUUCCGAUAUAUUACCAGGCAAGUCUGCGGAGGAAAGACAAUUUGCGAUAAAGUUGCUACACGAGCAAGCAAAACGUGUUCUCGAAAUCAAACCGACGCUAGUCAAUUGGCUACAGAGUGGACUGUUUGUGGAUGAAGAAUUCAACGUACCUCUGGCCUUGUUACUCAUUGAGUGGUACGAACAGCAUCCAACGCCGUACCAGGAAAACGGGGAAUGCAACUUUAGGGAAAUAUAUCACUUUAUUUACAAAAUGGUGAUGAAUCAACCUGUGCCGUAUCUUUCGCACAACUCUGCGAAGGUCUUGCAUACACUAUUGUCAGAAGUAAUUGACGAGGUCUGGCCAAGUUCACAGGAUGAUGUUAUGGAUUAUCUUAAUCACACGUAUAGUUACAGCAGGCCAGGAUUAAGAAGAACAUAUUCAAGAAAAAAAUAGUUUCCGUUACAAUUUCCUUAACUCUUAUCCAUGAACUCUUAUCCUAAAGAAAGAUUGUUGAAAAGUAUAAUUAUUGUGAUAUUUGUAUAUUGAUAAUUAUUGUCGUAAUUAAGUUAUACCAAAUAUAUAUAGAAUCACCAGUAAUCUAUGAUAAGACAACGAUAGUGAGUAUUUGAUUAAUGAAUCAUUUGUUUCUAUUGCAUUAAAAUAAAACUUGAUUUAAUAAUAAAUAAUAAAUUUUCU